GUAGAUCGAGUAAAAAAAGAACAAAAGAAUCGACGAAUCGGCUCUGGCGUCCUUCCUUUGGCUAGUGUAUAAGUUAAUGUUUUUCUCAAUAAAUUUCAGUUUAGUCUCUUCGGUUCGUCCAUAAGAGCAGCAAGUCGAUAUUUUAAGUUACUUGACUCCCAAAUAACAAUUAAAAAUGGCUGAUGAAGAUCCAUGGGGAGCUGGAGAUGAAGAAGAGAUUCCAGCGGCAACAACAGCAGCACCAACAAGUAAGCCUGCAUCAAAAGCUGGAUCGAAAACCGGAUCGAAGGCAGGAACACCGAAAGGCACUGGCCCGGCUGGAAAAAAUACGCCAAGCCGUGCAGCAACACCAACAUCAAGUGCAGGAGACGCACCAGCCGAUGGUGAACCGUUGCCAGAAGCGGAAGUACCUCCGCAAGAAGAUCCGAACCGACCAAGACCGUUGCAAUUGUACAAACAUUGGGUCAGACCAAAGUUCUUGCAGUACAGAUACAUGUAUGACUAUCGAACAAACUAUUACGAUGAUGUCAUUGAUUAUCUUGACAAGCGUGGCCGAGGAGUCAAUCGCGAAGUUCCGCGUGCUCAAACAUGGGCUGAACGUGUAUUAAGGACACAUACAAAUCCAUCAGCACUUGAUUACUACAAAGGCCAGAAGAAAGAAGACAGACACCUGAUUCAAACAAUUGCUGCUACAAUCAGAACACAUAAUUAUCAUACCAAAGCCUAUGAAAAUCGAAAAUUCCUAAAACUAAUGUCGUAAAUUGGAACGAAUAAGUUCGGGUUAGAAAUCCAACCAAACGAAUUCAGAUCAUAAACAUCAACCAAAAAUCGUUUGAUGAUAUAGAAUUUUUUGAAAAAGACUUAAUUAAUUUGUAAUUUUGAAUUGAAAAACGGUAUUUAGACCAUCGAAACCCAUGUUAACAUGUAACAUCUUCACGCGCAUGCAAAAGAAAUCACUUCAACUCAAGAUUGAAUUAGAAAUUGUGGUAGAUAACAAAAAUUAUAAUUGUUGUAUUGUAUAGAUAGGUGACGAGUUACUAUAAAUUUCAUAAAACUUAUAUCUUCUGUGACAAGAGUU
Molecule: messenger RNA, 1078 nt
Organism: Bradysia coprophila
Lineage: Eukaryota; Metazoa; Arthropoda; Insecta; Diptera; Sciaridae
Gene: fln
Product: flightin
Source: RefSeq, a predicted model, not a curated record